GAGAGAGAGCGCGCGCGCGCGCGGGGCUGGGAGGAAGCUCGCGCACGAGAGAAAUCUGUGUAUUUGUGUGUCAUACAGGCCAGGGAUGUGAGCCAGGAGCGACAAUAAUGGGGGAUAACCGGGACCCCGAUGCUCUGGAGCGGACACAGCGACUAGACGGCGACCACCAAGGAGGUUAACGCGCGGUGUUUCAAAUACAUUCGCAUUCAGGAUAAAUGAUCGAUUGAUUGACGGCAGAUCAAGCACGCGCAGUCGUACGGUUAAUCGAUUUCCAUGGCGUUACGAUCGACCCCGAGCCAAACUGGUCAGCUGGACCCGGGACUGCACCGGGUCUAAAGCGCUCCAUCCAUCUGUCGUGUUUUCCGGCGAUGUCCGCGUCCUGCCUGGAUCUGAUUUCAGCACCACCGCAGCCGGACAGCGACCGCAUGGACCGAGCGCUAAAUCCCGGCCGCCAGAACUCGCCAGACACCGCCGGGGAACUCACGCUGCUACACACCGCGCCCGGGGGGCUCGGCAUGGCUCUGGAGGAGGAGUUGGCCAUGCUGACCGGGGACCGAGAGGACGAGCUGCAGGAAUCCGCCCCGGAGACACCUGUGAGCGGGCAGGACUCUGACCUACUGUCGCUCUUCCGGCAGAAAGAGAAGGACUUGGUGCUCGCUGCUAAACUGGGCAAAGCUCUACUUGAAAGAAACCAAGACCUCACUAAGCAAUAUGACAAAAUGACCAAGGAUUUAAACGACAGACUGGAGCUGCUGGAGCAGGAGAAGCACGAGCUGCGGCGGCGUCUGGAGAGCCGUGAGGGCGAGUGGGAGGGCCGCGUGGCUGAACUGGAGACGGAUGUGCAGCACCUGCAGGGGGAGCUGGAGAGACAUCAGCUGCAGCUGCGGGACGCCGACCGGGAAAAGAGCCGAGCCAUCAGUGAACUUUCAGAACAGAACCACCGCCUGCUGGAGCAGCUCAGCAGGGCCGCCGAGGUGGAGAAACAGCUGUCAACUCAGGUUCAUUCAUUACGGGACGACUUCAAAGAGAAAAGCAUCUCCAGCAACCAGCACAUGACGCGCCUGGAGACGCUGCAAGCUGAGAUCCGGAUGCUGUCGGAGCGCAAGCAGGAUCUGGAGCGGAGGGUCUGUGCUGUUCUGGAGGAAAACCAGCAGCUGCAGAACACCGUGGAGGAGCUGAGAGAGAGGACGCUGGAGCUGGAGAAACACUGCCACCAUAAAGACCUGCAGGUCAGACACACACACACAUGUGGGUUUUACCUACACGUUGACGCACAGCCCUACGCCGUGGCCGUUGGCGUCGCUGACGCGCAACUCUCAAAAAAUCAUCCAUCCAUCCAUCCAUCCAUCCAUCCAUCCAUCUUAUACACAAGACGUGCACAUACUCACUUGUGUAGAGCGCCCUCAGAAGUGCAAAGUUGCAUGGGAAGCCUAUCAGGUGUCUGGUCCAUACAAAGACGAAAAGAUUGUGAUUUGUUUCUCCUUCAGCUCCGUCUGCAGUUGUGGGAGGCCUACUGUCAGGUGCGCUCCAUCUGCUCUCAGCUCAGAGGAAAUGACAUCACAGACUCCGCCUUAUCCACCGACUCGUCCAUGGAUGAGUCUUCAGAGACACUCUCGGCUAAGGACGUCCCGACGGGCAGUUUGCACUCUAGUCUUCUGGAGCUGCGCAGACUUACACAAAACCUGCUGGACGGCAAUGAAUCAACGGGGUCACGGCGCAGCGAUGAGGAGGUUUUAGAAGAGCAGGUUCGUAAACUGGGCGAGGAGCUGCGAGAUCUCCGAGAACUGUAUGAACAGGAGCAGGAGAAAACACACAGCAGCCAGGAGGAGGCGCUACAGCUACAUAAUCAGGUGGCGCUGCUCUCAGUGGAGGUUUCUUCUUCAAGAGAAGAGAACGAGCGGUUGAGAGCGAUGACAGAAGUACACGAACCCAACGAACAGUUGCAGAGCGCUAUACGAGACAGAGAUGAAGCCAUUGCCAAGAAGAAAGCGGUGGAGAUGGAGCUGGCCAAAUGUAAGAUCGACAUCAUGUCUUUGAACAGUCAGCUGCUGGACGCAAUACAGCAGAAACUCAACCUGUCUCAGCAGUUAGAAGCCUGGCAGGAUGACAUGCACAGAGUAAUCGAUCAGCAGCUGAUGGACAAACACCAGGAGGAGUGGAAGGAUCCUCCGUUCUCCUUCAGCAGACGAGGAGCCGCUGCUUCCAGACCAACACAGCGCCUGGCAGAUCGAGACAAGCCACUCUUUUCAUUCUUCAAGAAGAACUGAGAUCAGGAGGAGAGAGAGAGAGAAGAGGACAGCAAACCACAGGAAGACUCAAUCUGCAGAUCAGUGGUUCUCACCUGGGUUUGGACGACUAACUCUAAUAUGCAUUCAUUGGUUGCAUUGGUGCACUCCAAAAUAUGCAUUAGGAUUUUUAAUACUAACAGAUAAAACUGUGAGAUCCACAUGGAUGGAGAAUUUAUAUGCAACUCAAAUAACUCAAAUAAGAAUAACUACAUUUAUACAUUUAUAAACACAGGCAAGUCCAAAAUUAAUCAUAGCCCUGGCAAAUUUGGACUUGUUCAUGUGAAAAUGAAAGCUGAAAUAUAUUUAUAUUCCACAAUAAUGCCACUUAUUAUUAUCUUAUUAUUGUCUUACUAUCUCUUGGGAGAAGCUUGUGUCAUUUCUGGUCACAAAAAAACUUUAAGGAAACUUUAAGUCACAAUUUGCCAGGGGUAUGAAUCAUUUUGAGCUUGACUAUAUGCACACACACGUACACUUAGGCCCUGUUUACACUGCCAUUUAAAUGCGACCCAAUUCUGAUUCUUUGCUUAUACGUAACACAGAUCGGAUCUGUUCUAUGACCUUGCGAACGAGCAAAAAAUUCAUGCAUUCGGAUAUUCAGAGAUUGGUUUCAGUCCUCCUUCAUAUGUGGAAAUCAAUCAGAUUUGUGAUAUGUGACAACGCGACUCAUGUAAACAGGCAGAACGGAUUUGUUGAGGCAUUCUGUUUUGUACGUGCUUAAACUUGCGACAAUGUGGUGCUUCUCCACGGUUUAAUGACGUAGAAACAAAGAGCAUGUGUGGAGAAGCUGACACGGUAAACAACAACAACAACGACAGAGGAAACACAGACUUGUGGUCAGUCGCCACAAUUUGCUCCCACUAGACCUGA
Messenger RNA from Danio rerio (zebrafish), 3155 nucleotides. NCBI's taxonomy places the organism in Eukaryota, Metazoa, Chordata, Actinopteri, Cypriniformes, Danionidae. The record is from RefSeq and is a predicted model, not a curated record.